Messenger RNA from Salvelinus fontinalis (brook trout), 5110 nucleotides. RefSeq names its product glycoprotein endo-alpha-1,2-mannosidase-like protein. The transcript is spliced from 4 exons. The record is from RefSeq and is a predicted model, not a curated record. Gene Ontology annotation, molecular function: alpha-mannosidase activity. Gene Ontology annotation, cellular component: Golgi apparatus. Bases 939 to 2270 code for a protein of 443 amino acids. NCBI's taxonomy places the organism in Eukaryota, Metazoa, Chordata, Actinopteri, Salmoniformes, Salmonidae.
UAGACAAUAAAACCAGGGUUAAUCCCACCCACUCUGCUCACCCCCGCAGCCUGGUGCUCAGCCACCCCCUCCCCCUCUUCCUCCUGCUGAGUUUCGUGAGAAAACGAUCAAUUUAAAAACCGUCUGCCUAAAACCGAACGUCGACCAAGUCUACCGUUCUGGAGAUGUGAUGGAUUAUAACGGGUUGUUCCCGGAGAAGCAGGUUUAAAUGCAUAAUCAAGGGAGACAAGAGACGGGAUAAACAAGGGGUAACGUUAGCAGGCGAGCGAAAGCAAUUGCCGAAGACAAAGGUAACUGUGCUACGAACUAUGUGAUGAAUUAACAGUCGAGAAGAACAGUUGGGAGUGUGCAGGAGGCAGAGUUUGAAAAAAGCUCCAGAGAUUGUCUUUUGAAAUAUGAACAGAGCGACAUGCUUUUUUUGUCUCCAUCUCUUUCAUUGGAAUCCACAGAUGAGCUCUCGGUGUUCGGGAAACAUAACAACCCUAACAUGACGAUGCCCUGAAAUGGUAAUGACAGUCAGUCAUUAUGAGAAGCUAAACUGUAACCGUUAGAGGCAUAUAUGCUCUUCAUGGAUAUACAGGGAGAAAGGAGAGAUUCGUUUAAAAACACAUUAUCAGGAAAAAAUGAUGGUUUGAGAGGCUAUAGUUUAGAUGUUUGAAGGGACAUGUAUUCGAUUAUUUUUGUUCAAGUCGAAAAUCGAACUCUAGCCACGAACGCUGCCACUCUGAAAUCUAUAACGAAACGCACAAGCCACUGCAGAGAUUGAGUGUCUUUUCCCACAUUCUUUCCCACAUUUUUUUCUUGCUAAGUGUGUAUACUUGAACACUAUAGGCUACAUGUUGAUGAAAGAGACUGACAUAGAUCUACUUAUGAUAUAGAUUCAACGAAAGCACAUAGCGGUCUAUAGGCUACUUUCAGCACCUCGGACAGCGACCAAAAUGACACGGCUGCGCAAGAAAGCUCUCAUUGCACUUUUCUUAUUCACUCUCUUCAUCUUCGGGACCAUGAUGGGCCUCAGAACACUGAAACCCAGCGAUGGCUUCUCAGACCUUGCCCCGGGGAUGGGAGAGUUUGUGAGGGAAAGAGGAGGCGACCAUCGACGGCCAGUCUCAAACGACAUGGUAGUUUCCCCUGGUCAGUCCCAUCUAGCCAGCGACACCAAAGUCGUCUUCACAAAAUCCGACCGUGACUACAGUAUAUUCUACGACGUACAAAUAUUCUAUUACCUGUGGUAUGGCACCCCACAGAUGGACGGUAAAUAUAUUCACUGGGACCAUGUUCUAGUGCCGCACUGGGACCCUAAGAUCGCCCCCAGCCACUCCAAAGGAAGACAUUCUCCUCCAGAGGACAUAGCGUCGAGUUUCUUCCCGGAGCUAGGACCAUACAGUUCUAGAGACCCCUCCGUGCUGGAGUCACAUAUGUCGCAAAUUGAAGCGGCUGCAGCAGGUGUACUGGUUCUGUCCUGGUAUCCGCCUGGCAUUGCAGACAACCAUGGCGAGCCAUGUGAAGACCUGGUGCCUGCUGUCAUGGACGCUGCCCACAGACACAGCAUCAAGGUGGCGUUCCACAUCCAGCCGUACAAGGGUCGGACCGACCUCAGCAUGCAUGAUAACAUCAAAUACAUAAUUGACAAGUACGGGAACCACGGCGCCUUCUACCGCUUCAGAUUGACCACGGGGCGGAUCCUUCCUCUGUUCUAUGUCUACGACUCCUACCUGACCCCGCCUGAAGCCUGGGCCGACCUGCUCCACCCCGCCGGCACCCACACCCUCCGCGGCACGCCCUACGACGGUGUCUUCCUCGCCCUGGUCGUAGAGGAACGCCACAAACAAGAAAUCCUGGCCGGUGGCUUCGACGGCAUGUAUACGUACUUCGCCUCCAACGGCUUCUCCUUUGGCUCCUCUCACCAGAACUGGAAGGCGGUCAAGGCCUUCUGUGACGGUAACAACCUGCUGUUUGUACCCAGCGCCGGGCCGGGAUACGUCGACACUGCAGUGAGGCCAUGGAACAACCACAACACGAGGAACAGGGUCAACGGACGCUAUUACGAGACUAGCCUGCAGGCGGCGUUGUCCGUGCGGCCGGAGAUCGUGACCAUCACGUCAUUCAACGAGUGGCACGAGGGGACACAGAUUGAGAAGGCGGUGCCUAGGAAGACGGUGUCGCGGCUGUAUCUCGACUACCAGCCCCGCCGGUCAGAUCUGUACCUGGAACUCACCAGGAAGUGGGCCGAACACUUCAAUAAGGAGAAAGACAAGUGGCUCAUGUAGUGGACAGGACUCCUGACUCGACUGGGUUCGAUGGGAAUAAUGCCUUUUGGGUGUGACUGGAGCAAGUAAAAAUGAGGAGCUUUUCACACUACUGAGCCAGACCGAACCAAACCAAGCUGCAUUGAGCUGGCAUGGUUAGUGGUUACACGUCCUCUAUAGUUGCUGGAACCAUGUUGAAAAUAAAAAUGUGGAAAGAAAAUAACACAGCCAUCACAGUUUGAUUUGGGUCAGCAUGAUAGUUUGAAAAGGGUAGGAGUGGCCUCACUGCUGGGUAUUCUGGGUCGAUAUGAAUAUACACUCCUCUAUGGAUUUAUUUAGACAGUGAAGCUAAAACUUGCAAAUUUGGCCCUAUUCUCCAGCAUUUUGAAUUUGAGAUCAAAUAUUUAAUAUUAGGCGAUAGUACAGAAUGUCACCUUUUAUUUGAGGGUAUUUUCAUACAUAUGUUUUACUGUUUAGAAAUGAAAAACCUUAAUGUAUCUAGUCCCCCCAUUUGAAUACCUUAUUUUUUCAGUAGUAUUUGGACAAAUUCACUAAUAACGUAUUAAAGUAGUCAGAAGUGUAGCAUUUGGUCCCAUAUUCCUAGCACACAAUGACUGCAUCAAGCUUAUGACUCUACAAACUUGUUGGAUGCAUUUGCAGUUUGCUUUGGUUGUUUAUCUGAUUAUGUUUUUCCCAAUAGGAACUAAAUGGUCAUUAUAAACUGGGUGGUUCGAGCCCUGAAUGCUGAUCGGCUGACAGCCGUGGUAUAUCAGAUUGUAUACCACGUGUAUGACAAAACAUUUAUUUUUACUGCUCUAAUUAAGUUGGUAACCAGUUUAUAACAGCAAUAAAGCACCACGGGGGUUUGUGGUAUAUGGCCAAUAUACCACGGCUAAGGGCUGUAUCCAGACACUGUGUUGCGUCGUGCAUAAGAACAGCCCUUAGAUGUGGUAUAUUGUCCAUAUACCACACCCCCUCGUGCCUUAUUGCUUAAAUAAUGUACUGGAGUCACUUCUAUUGCUUCACUGUUCAAAUAAAUACAAAGGGGAGUGUAUGCCUUUGACUGGAACAAAUGGGACUGCUCACACCAUUGACUUAGGCUAGGUGGAAUUGUUGCUAUCAAAGGGCAAGAUGGAGAUUCCAUUAUAUUGCUUACACCUAUACAAUCCUAUUACACCUAUCCAAUCCUCUCAGACCUGCCAAAGUGUCUAGGGGGAGAGGGCUAGGGGUUGAUUUGGGAUUCAGGGGUACACUCAUGAUUUAACCUGUCUCUGUGUUCAUCAACUCUUCUGUUCUUCUCUCAAAUGAACAUUCCAGAAGACUUUUCAUCACGAUACCUGGUUUCUUUUUGAACAUCUGAAUAUUCAACAAAGUUUAAUCGGUUGGUUACCUCGACUUAUGUUAGUGGAAAGAAAUGGUCUGUUUUGAGUGACUUAAGUCUAUUCCUUUCAAAUGAGUUCUGUUAUGAUGAUCGCCACAGUAACGAUAGCACCAUUGGGGUUGUGUAGUGUGGAUGAAUCUGUUGUGAUGAUAGCACCAUUAGAGUUGUGUAGUGUGGGUGAAUUCUGUUGUGAUGAUAGAGCCAUUGGGGUUGUGUAGUGUGGGUGAAUUCUGUUGUGAUGAUAGAGCCAUUGGGGUUGUGUAGUGUGGGUGAAUUCUGUUGUGAUGAUAGAGCCAUUGGGGUUGUGUAGUGUGGGUGAAUUCUGUUGUGAUGAUAGAGCCAUUGGGGUUAUGUAGUGUGGGUGAAUUCUGUUGUGAUGAUAGCACCAUUGGGGUUGUGUAGUGUGGGUGAAUUCUGUUGUGAUGAUAGCACCAUUGGGGUUGUGUAGUGUGGGUGAAUUCUGUUGUGAUGAUAGCACCAUUGGGGUUGUGUAGUGUGGGUGAAUCUGUUGUGAUGAUAGCACCAUUAGGGUUGUGUAGUGUGGGUGAAUUCUGUUGUGAUGAUAGCACCAUUGGGGUUGUGUAGUGUGGGUGAAUUCUGUUGUGAUGAUAGCACCAUUGGGGUUGUGUAGUGUGGGUGAAUCUGUUGUGAUGAUAGCACCAUUAGGGUUGUGUAGUGUGGGUGAAUUCUGUUGUGAUGAUAGCACCAUUGGGGUUGUGUAGUGUGGGUGAAUUCUGUUGUGAUGAUAGAGCCAUUGGGGUUGUGUAGUGUGGGUGAAUUCUGUUGUGAUGAUAGCACCAUUGGGGUUGUGUAGUGUGGGUGAAUUCUGUUGUGAUGAUAGCACCAUUGGGGUUGUGUAGUGUGGGUGAAUUCUGUUGUGAUGAUAGAGCCAUUGGGGUUGUGUAGUGUGGGUGUCACGUUCCUGACCUGUUUUCUCUUGUUUUAUAUGUCUUUAUUGGUCAGGGUGUGAGUGUUGGGUGGGCAGUCUAUGUUUUCUAUUUCUAUGUGGGGUUUUGUGUUCGGCCUGGUAUGAUUCUCAAUUAGAGACAGGUGUGUAUCGUUUGUCUCUGAUUGAGAGUCAUACUAAGGCAGCCAGGGUUUCACUGGUGUUUUGUGGGUGUUUGUUUCCUGUGUUAGCGUUUGGGCCACACAGGACUGUUGCAGGUUAGUCACGUUUGUUGUUUUGUUAAUUUGUAGUGUUUGUUGGUUUGCCAUUAAAAUCAUGAAUACCUCCUACUCCGCAUCUUGGUCCGAUCCAUGCUCCUCCUCGUCUGAGGAGGAGAACGACAUUGACAACCUUUACAGUGGGUGAAUUCUGUUGUGAUGAUAGCACCAUUGGGGUUGUGUAGUGUGGGUGAAUUCUGUUGUGAUGAUAGCACCAUUGGGGUUGUGUAGUGUGGGUGAGCUUUGAGACUUUCUGACUUAUUCUUUCCUGUAUUACUUUGAAAUGGUGAAAAAUAAAAGUAAUGUCUGUUUCCUA